GCCUCUUGGACAUUUUUUGGCAUCAGGAACCGACAGGAUGGUUGCAGCUGGGUUGCAGAUUCUGGGCAUGGUCUUGGCCCUCAUCGGCUGGGUCGGCACCAUUGUGGCUUGCGCCAUCCCUCAGUGGAAGGUGACGGCUUUCGUUGGUCAGAACAUCGUGACGGCGCAGACCUCCUGGGAAGGCAUCUGGAUGAGCUGCGUGGUCCAGAGCACGGGCCAGAGGCAGUGUAAGAUCUACGACUCCAUGCUGGCGUUGUCCCGGGACAUGCAGGCCGCCCGAGCCCUCAUGAUCGUCUCCAUCCUGCUGGGGGCCAUCGGCGUGCUCCUCGCCAUCCCCGGCGGCAAGUGCACCAACUGCGUGGAGGACGAGGCCAACAAGGCCAAGAUCAGCGUGGCAUCCGGAGUCUUCUUCAUCAUCGCCGGCGUGCUGUGCCUCGUCCCCGUUUGCUGGACGGCCAACACCAUCAUCAGGGACUUCUACAACCCCUUGACCAUGGGGGCGCAGAAGAGGGAGCUGGGCGCGGCUCUGUUCAUCGGCUGGGGUGCCGCCGCCCUGCUGCUCUUGGGCGGUGGCCUGCUCUGCGCUAACUGCCCCCCCAAGGAUAAUUACUCUGCCAAGUACUCUGCUCCCCGAUCGACCGCGCCCAAGGACUACGUCUGAGAAGAGAGCUCAAAAACAAGAGACUUGAACCACUCGGGUCCACGGAAACACUCCCUUUUUUUCAAGUUACAUUUGUGUCGAUGAUGAGGAGUCUGUGACGAAGAGCUCCAGUGUUUGUGUUGAGUUGUGUCUUUUAGCAUUUCAUUGUUUGUCUUCUGCUUUGUUUGGAAUUGUAAAUAAAACAUUU
Messenger RNA from Synchiropus splendidus (mandarinfish), 848 nucleotides. Its product is annotated as claudin-4-like. Gene Ontology annotation, biological process: bicellular tight junction assembly; cell adhesion. The record is from RefSeq and is a predicted model, not a curated record. The transcript has a single exon. Gene Ontology annotation, molecular function: structural molecule activity. Bases 38 to 661 code for a protein of 207 amino acids. Lineage: Eukaryota; Metazoa; Chordata; Actinopteri; Syngnathiformes; Callionymidae. Gene Ontology annotation, cellular component: plasma membrane; bicellular tight junction.